Molecule: messenger RNA, 3694 nt
Organism: Pseudopodoces humilis (Tibetan ground-tit)
Lineage: Eukaryota; Metazoa; Chordata; Aves; Passeriformes; Paridae
Gene: KLHL20
Product: kelch like family member 20
Biological process (GO): Golgi to endosome transport; protein K33-linked ubiquitination; proteasome-mediated ubiquitin-dependent protein catabolic process
Cellular component (GO): trans-Golgi network; PML body
Molecular function (GO): type II interferon binding
Source: RefSeq, a predicted model, not a curated record
GUCUUGAAGUGUAGGGUGAAGGUUUCUCUUCACGGUGCAUGGACGGAAAGCCAAUGCGCAGGUUGAUAGUGGUGAAGACUUGUUUUAUCUUUUUCCUGUUUGGUUUGAUGUGGUUUCGCCUGCCUUCCGCCAUUCCUGGGGAAGAUUAACCUUCUUUUGACACGUGCCAGGGAGGGUGGAUUGAGUCAGGAGCCUCCAUAACUCAAAAAUAAUUGAAGAGGUGAUGAUUAAAAUGGGUGUUCUGUGAACCUGAAAGAUGCUCAUGGUAGUCUGCAGGCCAUCUCGAGCUCCUGAAGUCUAUGUGACACUUCAGUGUGUUCAGACACUACAGUGAUGAGUGACCCCAUUAAAAACUCAGGUAGAAGAGCGGGGAAGUUUGGUUAAAUCACAGAGCUGGAGCUCUUUGCAAUGGGAAUCCAUCUCCAGCUCUGUCAAAGAAAACUCCAGCGCUUGACAGUGGGUGUGCCAGCACUCGCCCAGGAGAGACCGGAAUGGACGUGACCAGCCGCUGCACCCUCGGAGACCCCAACAAGCUGCCCGAAGGGGUGCCGCAGCCCGCGCGCAUGCCCUACAUCUCCGACAAGCACCCCCGGCAGACCCUGGAGGUCAUCAACCUGCUGCGGAAGCACCGGGAGCUCUGCGAUGUGGUGCUCGUAGUGGGGGCCAAGAAGAUCUACGCCCACAGGGUGAUCCUGUCGGCCUGCAGCCCCUACUUCCGAGCCAUGUUCACCGGGGAGCUGGCGGAGUCGCGGCAGACGGAGGUCGUGAUCAGGGACAUCGACGAGCGGGCCAUGGAGCUGCUCAUCGACUUCGCCUACACCUCGCAGAUCACUGUGGAAGAGGGAAAUGUCCAGACCUUGUUGCCAGCUGCUUGCCUUCUCCAGCUGGCCGAGAUCCAGGAGGCCUGCUGUGAGUUCCUCAAGAGACAGUUGGACCCUUCCAAUUGCCUGGGUAUCCGGGCUUUUGCUGACACUCACUCGUGCCGUGAACUGCUGAGGAUUGCCGACAAAUUCACACAGCACAACUUCCAGGAGGUGAUGGAGAGCGAGGAGUUCAUGCUGCUUCCUGCCAACCAGCUCAUAGACAUCAUAUCCAGUGACGAGUUAAAUGUGCGCAGCGAAGAGCAGGUGUUCAACGCCGUGAUGGCCUGGGUGAAGUACAGCAUCCAGGAGAGAAGACCCCAGCUGCCACAGGUCCUGCAGCACGUCCGCCUGCCCCUGCUGAGUCCCAAGUUUCUUGUGGGUACAGUGGGUUCUGAUCCACUCAUUAAGAGCGAUGAGGAAUGCAGGGAUCUGGUGGAUGAAGCCAAGAACUACCUGCUGCUGCCCCAAGAGCGGCCGCUGAUGCAGGGACCGCGAACGAGGCCGCGCAAACCCAUCCGCUGUGGAGAGGUGCUGUUUGCAGUGGGGGGCUGGUGCAGCGGGGACGCGAUUUCCAGCGUGGAGCGCUACGACCCCCAGACCAACGAGUGGAGGAUGGUGGCUUCCAUGAGCAAGAGGCGCUGUGGCGUCGGGGUCAGCGUCCUGGACGACCUCCUCUAUGCUGUGGGAGGCCACGACGGCUCCUCUUAUCUUAACAGUGUGGAAAGGUAUGAUCCAAAGACCAAUCAGUGGAGCAGUGAUGUGGCUCCCACCAGCACCUGCAGGACCAGUGUUGGAGUAGCAGUUCUUGGAGGUUACCUCUAUGCUGUGGGUGGCCAGGAUGGUGUCUCUUGUCUCAACAUUGUGGAGAGGUAUGAUCCCAAAGAAAACAAAUGGACUCGAGUGGCUUCCAUGAGCACCAGGCGCCUGGGAGUGGCGGUGGCUGUGCUGGGAGGCUUCCUCUAUGCUGUGGGAGGCUCUGAUGGAACAUCUCCUCUCAAUACUGUGGAACGCUACAACCCCCAGGAGAACCGCUGGCACACGAUAGCCCCCAUGGGCACGAGGAGGAAGCACCUGGGCUGUGCUGUGUACCAGGACAUGAUCUACGCCGUGGGAGGCAGGGAUGACACCACGGAGCUCAGCAGUGCCGAGAGGUACAACCCACGCACCAACCAGUGGUCUCCCGUGGUGGCCAUGACGUCCCGGCGGAGCGGGGUUGGCCUGGCUGUGGUGAAUGGACAGCUGAUGGCAGUGGGGGGCUUUGAUGGCACAACGUACCUGAAGACCAUUGAGGUGUUUGAUCCAGACGCUAACACGUGGAGGUUGUACGGCGGGAUGAACUACCGGCGGCUGGGCGGAGGCGUGGGGGUUAUCAAAAUGACACACUGUGAAUCUCAUAUAUGCUCUAGUAUGCACGGUCUAGAUCCAAUGUAACUCUUUGCCGGUGAACUCUUUCUAUGGAAUUAUAAAAAUUGACUUCUGUGAGAGUGUGCCCAGCGGGAGACCACGUUGUCAGACUCCAGGGAACCACUGGACAAAAGUAGAAGUGUUGCUUAUGUCCGUAUUUUUUCUAAAUAGUUCUACAUUUUUUGAAUAAACCAAACUGUAACAGUUAUUGUAGCGUAAAGGAUGCUGAAGUAGAGCCUACACUCUGUACUGGGAGUCUGGCCAGGAGGAGGGAUUCCUGCUUUCCCUCCUGCUGUGGGAGCAGUGGAUAUGGCAGCUGUUUGGUGGGUGAAAGAGAAAAAGUGAUACAGAAAACAUUGCUUUUGCCUUAUUUACAGAGAGCUUCAAAAAAAAAAAAGUACUUGACCUGCAAGGUGCCACCUUUGCACAGAAGCUUUUCUGUGCACAGAAUAUAUUUAUUUUUUCAUUUGAUUUGUAUCAUGUAUUUUCUUUGUAUCGCUCACAGUGAUGAUUCCAGCUUUUUAUAUACAUCUCUGUGUGUGCAUAUAUAUAUAUAUGUAUUUCAUAUAUGUAUAUAUAUAUAUAUAUGUAUAUGUGUGACUUGCAUUUCGACCAGCUGGUGGUUUAGGCAGGGCUGUGUCCUGCCAGCUACUGUGGUUCCAACCCUUGUGGUAUGAUUUGGGGUCUCGUAGAGGACAGGAGAGCUGUGAGGAUGGGUGCUCUGAGUAUCUUUUCAGAACUGGAACUCUCAUCGCUCGACUGAAUCAGUGAAGUACCCCAGAAGGGUGAGAGGAGAAGGAUUUCAAACAAUGCCUUUUUAUUGUACAAAAGUUCAGCUUUUCUCUCCUCUCUCCUGUAUGUGAACCCGUGCUGGUUUGAAGGUGAACCAGCGAGAGGAAUUAACCCCACACAAAUACCCUGUGAGAGAUUUCAAGUCAGAGUUCCCGUUCAAUAGAAAGAUUACAAUAAACACAAUGAAUACAGAAAGACUGGCUUAAAACCAGUACCAGUUAAACAGUGCUUGCAGCCCCCCUUGGAGUGAUGGAUGAGGUCUUGUUAAAAGUGCUGGUCCUGGUCCUUCUCUGGAUGUCCAGUGGUGGUGGUUGUGUCUGAGUCCCCAACCCCCCAGGUCACAGACCCUUAAAAUCUAGGCUGGAAUGUUCAGUCCCCUCCUCCAGGGUGGGGAGUUUCCCAAUGGAAUGACGGAAUCCUAUGAGUCCUAGGAUAUUUUGGGAAGUCCUUGAUGGCUCAUUGGCAGAGAUGACCCGCCCCUUAGGCUGGGUGUAGUUGUCAUUUUGUGAAGACUGGGAGAACACUGCACCCAGCUCCCAGCUGUUACAAACAUUAACAGUUCAUCAGGAAUAAUGCAAGAUGGGUGUGGAAUACAGUUAGGCUACACCCACACGGAUACUUUCUCCUGCAACCAC